GAGACCACUGAUAGGAAUCCUGUCCUGAUAAGAGGGGCCUACUUGUCCUUUCUGUAUCUGCGCCACCUGCGAAUCAGGGAACUGCAGCGCAUCUGCUUAGGAGUUCUGAACUAUUUCAGAUCCAUUGAGCGAACCCUGACAAUCAACACUUCGGGCCUUACCUUGGUUUCAGGGAACCUGGUUCCCACCAUGGAGGAUAGUUCCUGGGUAAAUAUGGCAAAAGGAGGCCUGGGCACCUUGCAUGGCCUGGGAUCUGGCCACUAUGUCCGUGGGUCACCUGCUGAGCACAAGGUCCACAGCGUCCAAUUCAUGGAGUUCUCGGAAGUGGAGAACCAGGAUGACUACUACAGCACAGGAGCUGGCUGCAUCCACACCCAGGACCAACGAGGGGUGCAUGUCAUGUAUGAGGCAGCCUUGAGUGAUCUGAAGGAACUGGAGGCAGAGCUGCUGCUCGUGGCCAGCUGUUACAUUGAGAAAGAAAAGGGUCACAAAGAGGGCUGCGAAUCAAAGAGUGGGCAGGACGGGGGAUGGGCCCACGCAGGUGUGGACAGAUUUGCUGUGCUGUAUGACAUGUGGACUUGGGAAGCAGCUCUUCUGGAAAACAAGUGCCAGCUUCUUGACAGUUACUUUGAAGCCUACCAGCACACGUUGGACCCUGAGGAGAGGUUUGCUUUAGCACAAGUAAUGACAGACAUCAUGCACCGGCGCCCAAGGUUUGAUCUCAGCCACUCUUAUUUUAUUAAGGCCUACCAAGAUGAAUGCACCUGCCUGAGGCUUCACCUGCAGCUAGUGAGGGGCAUCCUCAACCAGCAAAUAGAGCAUCAGAGGGAGUAUGUCCGGAGGCUUUGGCGAGAUGAUCAUCUAGACAAUAGCAAUAAAUUUGGACUUCCCCUUAACAUAAUUUGCAAACAACUUAUUUCUAUCAACAAUAGCUACCCAGCUUUGAAAAACGUUUAUCUGCUGGAGUUCCACCCUUCCCUCGGCCUGGCGGCACUCAUCCCCAGAGCCCUAGAGCAUCUCCUCCGAGAGGCCUGCCACACCUGCAGACUCACGUCAGCCGGUGACCUCGCCAUGCUAGAGCGACGUGUCCUGUGGCUGGCCCUGGACCUGUGGCUCAAUCCAGCCGAGCCCGAGGCCUGGUAUAGCACUCAGCUCCAGAAAGAUCUGUUUUCAGCUAAAGUGAUGGGAGAUCCCUUUCUCGUGGAGGAAAUAGGCCUGCUUGCACUCAAGUCUGCAGCAGAUGAAGCACAGAAACAAGGACAAGAUUCUCUUGUGCUGCAACUGGAGACGUUUUCCAAACUUCUGGAACUCUUGACCCUCCGCCACCGGCUGGUAGAACUGAGUUUGGAGAGUGCACACUUAGCUCGGCUCUAUAAGGAAUUGGCGUUGGAGAUGGGUUUUGAUGAGUUCCAUUUGUAUCUGAGGCCUGUUCACUUUGAAUUUGCAUCACACAAGGACAAGGUGGACCAACCACCUCCUGUCUUUAUAACCUCUCUGCUGGAGGACAGCAGUCGGGUAGACAGAUAUUCUCCUCCUACUUUUGUCUUAGCCAUCUCUGAGUUAGAUGAUAACCAAGUUGGCAAAUUUAGUUUUUAUACAAAAGAAGCCAUCCUUAAGCUCUUGUUCCAUUCAGGAGUGGAAAAUAUACAAGUGACCCUUGCAUGCCAAGCUGCUCAUAAAAAUGCUUUGAUGGUGGCUGUCCAGCAGGUGUACUUCUAUCUAGUCCCUCGAGGGGACCAUCCUGCUGAUGUCAAGGUCAGCCUGCUUGAUAGAGAAGCCGGAGUCAUAUUACCACUACCACCAGCUAAUGUCAGGCUUCCCCUUCCUUCCUUCCUGUUUCCCCUUCUCCCUUUCUCCCUUUCUUUCUCCCUCGAAAUAAGUUUGGAUCUGAGAAAUCAUGGUGGCUUGGGUCCAACCAGAAGAAGACAUUCCCGAAUUGUGAAUGGUGGAGAGAGCUUGCUGUUGGCCCCAAGUCCAAAAGCCCCAGACACCCUUACUCAUUCUUCAGAAAGAUUUCAGGCUACCAGAAGGGCUCCAGAGGCUUUUGUGUCUAUUCAGCUAGAAAAGGUGGGUCUGCGGGACAUGAUGCUGAACACCUUCCUCCUCAAGCAAGAAACCACGACCGACAGAAUGAGGAGCCCCGUGAGUGUGCAGUUUAACCGCCACAUGUCUCACUAUGCUCUACGGGGUGAGAUCAUGGCAUACUGCAACAGCCUGAGAGCCCUGCUGGAAGAUUUUCCUACCAUCAGGGAUACCUUUUUCAUGGCAGGGCAGCCACAAGAAAAGAAGGGGUUGAGGGACUCCAAGGAGGGCCUCAAGGCUGACCCCAGAUGGCUGAGUGUUUCCUAA
Messenger RNA from Propithecus coquereli (Coquerel's sifaka), 2349 nucleotides. RefSeq lists its product as uncharacterized. The transcript has 16 exons. The record is from RefSeq and is a predicted model, not a curated record. Lineage: Eukaryota; Metazoa; Chordata; Mammalia; Primates; Indriidae. Bases 190 to 2349 code for a protein of 719 amino acids.